Centropristis striata (black sea bass) is the source of this 1107-nucleotide messenger RNA. Its product is annotated as ovarian cancer G-protein coupled receptor 1-like. The transcript has 3 exons. Gene Ontology annotation, cellular component: membrane. The record is from RefSeq and is a predicted model, not a curated record. Bases 1 to 1107 code for a protein of 368 amino acids. Lineage: Eukaryota; Metazoa; Chordata; Actinopteri; Perciformes; Serranidae. Gene Ontology annotation, biological process: positive regulation of Rho protein signal transduction; phospholipase C-activating G protein-coupled receptor signaling pathway. Gene Ontology annotation, molecular function: G protein-coupled receptor activity.
AUGGACAACACUUCAUGGGACAUCGGCCAUAACAACAUCACAGAGGGCUACAAUGGCGAUCAACAAUUUUUGCUUUUGUUUCCUCUUUGGCCCAACUACUUUGACUUCAACAUCACCUACUCUGAAUACAACGACACUGACUACAUCAACAACAAUUUUGAGUUUUAUUCACUCUUUGGCGGUUUUAAUUAUGGUAAAGUUGGAUUCAUCCUGUUUGUGUUGACAUGUCUAGUUAUUUGUCUCGGCCUUCCUUUGACCCUCGGGGCCAUCUAUGGUCUUUUGUCUCUGGUGAGAAAUGGUGAAGUUGCUCCGAUCUACGUCAUCAACCUUCUCACUUCUGACAUCAUUCAGUUCUGCUGUUUGAUCACUGAGGUGGCACAGCCUGAACACCCAGAGAUAAUUAAUGUCUUCAGCUAUAUUUACGACUACAGUCUGUUGGUCAGUGUUGGCUUCAUGGUGGUCAUCGCUCUGGAAAGGUAUUUGGUCGUCGUCCACCCACUGUGGUACCGCUUCAGACGAACCAUCAAGUCCUCUGUGCUGGUCUGUGUCCUGGUCUGGAUCCUCCCUGUUGUCCAGUUCCUCACUAAGCGUUUCUCUGAUAAUUACAGGGUUUCCUUUGUCAUUGUCACCAUCUUUUUCCUCCUUCCUCUCCCGCUGCUCAUAUUCUUCCUGAUUGUGACCCUCAAAGCCCUGUAUGCUUCCAUCUCGGUCCCGACUGACGAAAAACGACGAAUUACAGGAAUGUUGAUCCUGGUCCUGCUGAUCUACACGCUGCUGUUCCUGCCUUAUAUCACUCUGUUUGUGUACCGGUACCUCCGAUAUUACGAUCUACAAUCCAACCGACAUCUUGACCUUCUCUAUGAACUGGCUCCUAUGUUUGUUAAGUUGAGUCCUCUGGCAGACUUAGUUCUGUAUAUGUUGAUGAGGAAAGGGACCAUACGCCAGCUUUCAGCCUGUUUGUGUCACUGCAGAACAGACAGCAAUGAAAUCAGAUCUGUAACUGUGAAUGAUGUCAACAUGUCUACAGAGAGAGAUGGGGUGAGAGAAGGGAAGAGAACAGAAAAACGACAGAAAAAUAGAAAGAAUCCAGACAUCCAGAUAUCUUAA